UAUAAGCACGUAUAUAGAAAGUGCGGUUCGGAUAAAAGGGUUGAUAUCAAAAUCGGAGUGUAUCAGUAUCUGAUGUUCCCUUGUGAGUGACGAAUGAAUGCAGUAUGUUUUUUUUUUUUUGUCGGAACGGAAAUACAUUUACGUACGUGGUGUGGGACUCAAAGGUGCCUACAGCACACCAAUACCCACUAAAACCCCUCCCUCACCGGGCCGAUUGCGGUGACCGUGGUGUCAGUCGCGGUAGCGGGUGGUGUCACGUAACCAAGUAGGUCACUUUGCGACAAAUGAAUGCAUUAUUGUGUAAUAAACAAUAGAUCUUAUACCAGACCGAACGAAUUCUCACGCGCACGCACAUUCACACAUACCGCGAGAUCGUUUUUUUUUUGAGGGGGAUUUUUGAGGGGGAUUUCUUUGGAAGAGCAGCAUACGAAGGUCUUUAUGCACCGUUCAAAACAGAAUACCUCAUUUAAAAUUUGACCAAAUGAUUUGAGGCUCUUGGACAAUCUAUAAAAAUUAAUUUACCAAGUUAUGUACUUUUGCUGUUUUAAAAAAUUACAGUUUGUCGAAUUUUAAAUGGGGUAAUUUGUUUUAAACGGUGUACUAUGACUUCCGUGAUUGACUAUACUUUUGAUGCUGGCUUGUCGUUAACUAAACAAAAUCACCUGGCUGACCCUCGCUAUUAAUUGCACCAAUAAUAAUCAUUUUUUCCCCAUACUUUUGCAAAAAUAUCCCUUCCUUAACGAACUUCCAUCUAGGACCCUGAAAACGUUUUCGACUGGCAAAAUUAGUUGUGAACGAAACGUUCAUCAUGAUACGUACAAACGCGGAAUAUUACGAUAUGUUCUUUACAUACACGGAGUGCCAAGGCAAUGCAAAUUUUGUCGCUGCCCGGUACCGCGAGUUGCAUGCCGGGGAACUAACACCUAGUGCGGCAGCCUUCCGCCGGUUGGCUAGCCGCCUGCAUAGGACCGGGUCGGUUCAACCAAACCAUCGUGAAACGGGCCGAUCGCGCCGUACUUCCACAGCGCGGUUGGAAGAAGUUGUCGCAGAGUUCGACCGGAAUGGCACUCAGAGUGUGCGAGAAGUUAGCAGGCGGGUGGGUGUCAGCCGGACCACAGUACACCGCGAACUGCAGCUGGAAGGAAUGCACCCGUACAAAUUUGUACGCGUACAAACAUUGCUCCCCAGAGAUUACGUUCAACGGAUGGAAUAUUCAAGGUGGCUGUUGGGAAACAUCGAGCGGAAUCCGUCGUUCUGCGGGUACAUUUUGUGGACAGAUGAAGCCCUUUUUACAAGGGAGGGGUGCAUUAAUGCCCACAAUUCGCACAUGUGGAACGAUGAGAAUCCGAUUGCGAUUCGUCCACAUGCAGCACAAGACCGCUGGUCAGUCAAUCUAUGUGCCGGCAUUUGCGAUGAUUUUGUUGUUGGGCCAUACAUUCUACCCGCUAGAUUGGAUGGAACAACAUACAAAAAUUUUCUGGAGCAUGCUCUUCCGGAUCUCUUGGAAGAAAUUCCUUGCGAGGUUCGGAUGAGUAUGUAUUUCCAGCAUGAUGGGGCUUACUUAGAUCAAACCUUUCGCGACAGGUGGAUUGGCCGCGGCGGUUCUGUACCGUGGCCCCCACGGUCUCCGGAUAUGAAUCCGUUGGACUUUUUCUUCUGGGGACACCUGAAGGUACGUUCAGUAUCAUUAUCAUUUUGCACUAACUUUAAAAAUCUUUAUUUACGCUGUUUGCUUCUUUCUUCGUGUUUUCAGACUGCAGUAUACCGGCAACCCCUGACCACGAGGGAUGAGGUGAUCGCACGCAUCCGCAACGCUGUCGCGACUUCAUUUGUCAUGUUUAAAACAAAUUGGAAAUCCUCAAACCAUUAAGACAUGUAAACCGUUAUAUUAUCAAUUUCAAAUAUAUUAUUAUAAU
Molecule: messenger RNA, 1916 nt
Organism: Osmia lignaria (orchard mason bee)
Lineage: Eukaryota; Metazoa; Arthropoda; Insecta; Hymenoptera; Megachilidae
Source: RefSeq, a predicted model, not a curated record